Messenger RNA from Lathyrus oleraceus (garden pea), 792 nucleotides. RefSeq lists its product as uncharacterized. The transcript has a single exon. NCBI's taxonomy places the organism in Eukaryota, Viridiplantae, Streptophyta, Magnoliopsida, Fabales, Fabaceae. Bases 1 to 792 code for a protein of 263 amino acids. The record is from RefSeq and is a predicted model, not a curated record.
AUGGAGCUUGUAAAUCGGGACGCUUCCAUUAAGGUGAAGGUUAUCAUCGCUCAUGUUGCUGAGAAAUACAUGUAUAUCAUAUCCUACAAAAAGGCAUGGAUUGCAAAGUGUAAGACAAUUGAGUCGCUGUAUGGAAAUUGGGAGACAUCUUACAACGAUCUACCGCAGUGGAUACUAGUAAUGAAAACAUAUCUACCAUGUACCAUUAUAGAAUUGCAAUCCUUACCUGUGAUUUUAAAUGAUGGUUCACACUUGGGUGACCAAAGGAUAUUUCAUCGUCUAUUUUGGGCGUUUCGACCAUGUAUACGUGGUUUCACGUAUUGUAAACCUAUUGUGCAUGUUGAUGGAACAUGGUUGUAUGGCAAGUACAAAGGGACUCUGUUGAUGGCUGUGGCACAGGAUGGGAACGGGAACAUAUUUCUGAUAGCGUUCGCAUUGGUUGAAAGUGAGACAAAGGAAGCUUGGAGUUUCUUUCUUAAGAAUUUAAGAAUACACGUUACUCCCCAAGCAAAUCUGUGUCUAAUAUCAGACAGGCGUGAAUCGAUAAAGAGUGCAUAUAACAAUUCGGAAAAUGGAUGGCAGUAUCCUCUAUCAUCACAAGUCUAUUGCAUUAGACACAUCGCGCAAAACUUCAUGCGCGAGAUUAAAGACAAGGAUCUGCGCAAACUAGUUGUUAACAUGGGUUAUGUGUUAACAGAGGCGAAAUUUAACUACUAUCGGGGGGAAAUCCGAAGAGCAAACAACGACGCUUUAUCAUGGAUAGACAAUAUCCCUCGGGAGAAGGGCAUUUGA